Molecule: messenger RNA, 539 nt
Organism: Coccinella septempunctata (seven-spotted ladybird)
Lineage: Eukaryota; Metazoa; Arthropoda; Insecta; Coleoptera; Coccinellidae
Product: SH3 domain-binding glutamic acid-rich protein homolog
Exons: 4
Coding region: 155-466 (103 amino acids)
Cellular component (GO): cytoplasm
Source: RefSeq, a predicted model, not a curated record
CACCGACCCACGGUGAAUGCUUUCCACCGACCCGAGCAGCAGAUCGUAGGUGAAACGAAACGUUCUGCACGAAAAACAGAAACAACUAUCUUUUCAUCCGGUGUCCCCCAUCCUCCAGCUCUCUAACGUUAUUACUUUCUCUUUUCAAAUCUUUAUGAUUAUGGUUGUAAAAGUGUACGUCAGUGAAGUUUCCGGAAGUAAUGAGAUAAGAGAGCGACAGACAACAAUUUUGUUAGCACUCAAGUCUAAAAAUAUUGAUUUUGAGGUGAUCGACAUCACUGUUGACGACGCAGCUAAACUUUUUAUGCAAACAAAAUCAACCAGAUUUGGAGGAACCAGUUUCAAUUCACACCCUAUUUACCCUCUUCCGCCUCAGAUAUUUAAUGAAGAAGAAUAUUGUGGGGAUUACACCGCAUUUGAGGUUGCCAAUGAAAAUAACGAACUUUCUACGUUUUUGAAAUUGUAGAUUUGGAUUACAAGAUUCAGUGUAUUAAUUGAGAACAACUUUUAUUGUACAUGAUAGAAAAUGAAGGCAAUGA